UUCUCUUCAGCGAUUGGUCACUUGCGAACCACGUGGCUAACUGACGCGCGACAUCUCCUCAGCCCGUAGCGUCGGUCGCUAGAGGUCGGGAGCCGGACAUCUUGUCGGAGACCAAAUACUAUAGCGGCCAAGGCGAAUGAGGACAAUUUCAGACAUUGGAAUAAAUCUGACCGAUCCUAUGUUCAGAGGAAUAUACAGAGGCACGAGGAAACAUCAAGACGACUUUGUGGAUAUUAUUGAACGCGCGGUGAAGAUCGGUGUGGAGAAGUUUAUGAUCACAGGAGGAAACCUUCAUGAGAGCAAAGAGGCGAUAGAGAUAACCCGGAGCAAUGAUCGUUUCUUCAGCACCGUCGGCUGCCAUCCCACCAGAUGUGGAGAGUUUGAGGCUGGGGACCCUGAACAGUACUUAUCUGACCUACAGAAGCUGAUAGAGGACAAUAAAGGAAGGGUUGUAGCCAUCGGAGAGUGCGGCCUGGACUUCGAUAGACUAGAGUUUUGCCCAAAGGAAACACAACUUAAGUAUUUCGAGAAGCAGUUUGCACUGGCUGAGAAGUGUAAGCUCCCCAUGUUCCUGCACUGUAGGAACGCACACAAGGAGUUUUUAGAUAUAAUGCAGAGAAAUCGGGAGCGCUGUGUGGGAGGAGUGGUUCAUUCAUUUGAUGGCACAAAAGAAGACGCGGAGGCCAUAAUCGGCUUAGAUCUCUAUAUCGGCAUUAAUGGCUGUUCCUUAAAAACAGAGUCCAACCUGGAGGUGCUGAAGUCCAUACCCAGCGAGAGGCUGAUGAUAGAGACAGAUGCCCCAUGGUGCGGGGUGAAAAAUACUCAUGCCGGCUCCAAGUACGUGAAAACCACAUUCCCUACUAAAAAGAAGUGGGAGUCAGGACACUGUCUGAAAGACAGGAACGAGCCCUGCCACAUUGUGCAAGUACUGGAGAUUAUGGCGGCUAUUAGAGAAGAGGAACCUGAGGAGCUGGCAAAAACGCUCUACAACAACACAACCAAAGUGUUUUUCCCUGAUGCGUAGAGACACUUAUGGAUAUAAUGUAAUAUAGGAAAUUAUGCUAAUAAAUAAGACAAUGAUACAGAAGACUCCUGUGAAAUAAUCU
Messenger RNA from Hyla sarda, 1106 nucleotides. RefSeq names its product TatD DNase domain containing 1 (gene TATDN1). The record is from RefSeq and is a predicted model, not a curated record. The transcript is spliced from 12 exons. The coding region runs from base 137 to 1024 and encodes 295 amino acids. Gene Ontology annotation, molecular function: 3'-5'-DNA exonuclease activity. Gene Ontology annotation, cellular component: cytosol. Lineage: Eukaryota; Metazoa; Chordata; Amphibia; Anura; Hylidae.